AUGCCUUUUAUUUAUGCUCGAGCACAACAAGUUAUUGUCUGGCUUGGCCUAGGCCUCGAACAUAUAUUGCGCGUCGAGAACAAUAUACGAUCGCAAAAAGAACCCAAACAUCAGCCAGCCAACUAUCUCACGACAUUACACAAACCUGGCGAAUUUGGAGCAUACACGGUUGCUGCGUUGUGUCAUCGCGAUUACUGGAAACGAUUGUGGAUUAUCCAAGAAAUUGGAAAAUCGGCACAUGGAGCACUGCGAAUUCAUUAUGAUGCCACAACCAUUCCAUGGGAUCUCUUCAUCGAAAUCCUUGGGGCUCAGAAAAUAAAGCACGAACCGAUCCCCUUGAAACUAGACGCACAACGCAAAGUUCGUUUUGUUGGAGGUCAUACGCUGGCCAACCUGCUAAUAAGCAAUGAGCAUGCUUUAUGCAAAGACCCUCACGACAAAAUAUGCAGGUUCAUUGGAUUGGCCGUCGAUGUUUAUGAUAGGUUUCCAAUGGACUACUGGAAGUCUCUGUUUGAGGUUUUCUACGACACGAUCCAAUUUAUGAAUAGUGACGCGAGCCGGAGCCAACACGAUAUCCUGGGAAUGAGUCGACUCGUUGGACGUAUGUUGGGAGGGCCAAUGGGAAUCGAACCGGACUGGUCUGCGCAAGAUUUCAAUGCUGGGAAUAUUGAUCUCAAACCUAGUCUUGGAACGAUCCGUGUUCCCGCGAGAAUCGUCGGAAGAAUCAGAGAGGUAGGACCAUUGCAUUCUGAUCUCGUUGCAAAGACCGAGAAAUUGAAUGCAUGGACCUCUCUGAUCUGGAGGAAUAUCUUGGAAACUCCACUAAGAUCAUCUGUUCUAGAGCAGAGCGAGCUUUUCCUGGAAGCGCUUCGCGUUUUUGACGAUAUAUCCCAAUGCACUAUUUUUGCCUUCGAUUCUACUAUCACCUGGGAAGAAACCAAACAGCACACCAUUGAAUCAUUCGACAGUCGGCAUGAUACAGAGGUCAUUCCAGCAUUUCACUAUCAGCCUGGCGCUCGUUUAGUUCUCCUACAACCAGAUUCCUCGAAUCUAGCUCCAAGCUGGGUAGGGCUGGCCCUUGGAGGCGUGUCCCGGCAACUAUGUCUGCUUGGUGUCAAACAUCGAAAGAGCUGUUAUAGUUCGUCAGACCGAAAUCGAUAA
Messenger RNA from Glarea lozoyensis ATCC 20868, 1161 nucleotides. RefSeq lists its product as uncharacterized. NCBI's taxonomy places the organism in Eukaryota, Fungi, Ascomycota, Leotiomycetes, Helotiales, Helotiaceae. The record is from RefSeq and is a predicted model, not a curated record. The coding region runs from base 1 to 1161 and encodes 386 amino acids. The transcript has a single exon.